AUGAAUCUAAGAGCAAGUGUGUUAACGACCGUGUGGGUCCUAGUUGCUGUAACUGCAGUCGACGCAUCACCUGUAGGUGACUGUCCGCCAGUAGAUGCGCUAGAUCACACAGACCAUCUACCAGACAGCAAAAACUGUUCACUUUUCUACAAAUGUGAUCACGCAGCACCUGUAUUGUUUAUAUGUCCUGAUGGACUCCACUUCAACCCUGUGCUGGAAGUAUGUGAUUGGCCAGACCGUGCAGGCUGUUCAGGUGCAUCACCAUCAACUGUAGCACCAAGCUCAUCCUCAGCUGCUCCUACAGGUGCUGCCACUACAGCAGCUCCAACUGCAGCACCAAGCUCAACAGCCAAUCCAACAUCUGCUCCAUCAGGAGACUGUCCAGCAGUCGGCACCUGCCCACAAUAUGAAGAUGAGAACUCUAUUGCUAAACACCUCCCCCAUGCCACAAACUGCAGCCAAUUCUGUAAAUGUGAUCAUGGAAAACCUGUCACAUUCGACUGUCCUGCUGGACUACACUUCAACCCUACACUGGAAGUAUGUGACUGGCCAGACCAAGCAGGCUGUUCAGGUGGAUCAGCAUCAACUGCUGCUCCCAGCUCUUCCACAGCUGCUCCUACAAGUGCUGCCACUAUAUCAGCUCCAACGGCAGCACCAAGCUCAUCCACAGCUGCUCCUACAAGUGCUGCCACUACAGCAGCUCCAACGGCAGCACCAAGCUCAACAGCCAAUCCGACAUCUGCUCCAUCAGGAGACUGUCCAGCAGUCGGCACCUGCCCACAAUAUGAAGAUGAGAACUCUAUUGCUAAACACCUCCCCCAUGCCACAAACUGCAGCCAAUUCUGUAAAUGUGAUCAUGGAAAACCUGUCACAUUCGACUGUCCUGCUGGACUACACUUCAACCCUACACUGGAAGUAUGUGACUGGCCAGACCAAGCAGGCUGUUCAGCUCCAACAGCAGCACCAAGCUCAACAGCCAAUCCAACAUCUGCUCCAUCAGGAGACUGUCCAGCAGUCGGCACCUGCCCACAAUAUGAAGAUGAGAACUCUAUUGCUAAACACCUCCCCCAUGCCACAAACUGCAGCCAAUUCUGUAAAUGUGAUCAUGGAAAACCUGUCACAUUCGAUUGUCCUGCUGGACUACACUUCAACCCUACACUGGAAGUAUGUGACUGGCCAGACCAAGCAGGCUGUUCAACACCAAGCUCAACAGCCAAUCCGACACCUGCUCCAUCAGGAGACUGCCCAGCAGUCGGCACCUGCCCACAAUAUGAAGAUGAGAACUCUAUUGCUAAGCACCUCCCCCAUGCCACAAACUGCAGCCAAUUCUGUAAAUGUGAUCAUGGAAAACCUGUCACAUUCGACUGUCCUGCUGGACUCCACUUCAACCCUACACUAGAAGUAUGUGACUGGCCAGACCAGGCAGGCUGUUCAGCACCAAGCCCAACAGUUAAUCCGACACCUGCUCCAUCAGGAGACUGCCCAGCAGUCGGCACCUGCCCACAAUAUGAAGAUGAGAACUCUAUUGCCAAGCACCUCCCCCAUGCCACAAACUGCAGCCAAUUCUGUAAAUGUGAUCAUGGAAAACCUGUCACAUUUGACUGUCCUGCUGGACUCCACUUCAACCCUACACUAGAAGUAUGUGACUGGCCAGACCAGGCGGGCUGUUCAGGUGGAUCAGCGUCAACUGCAGCUCCCAGUUCAUCCACAGCUGCUCCCACAAGUGCAGCCACUACAGCAGCUCCAACUGCAGCACCAAGCUCAUCAACAGCUGCUUCUACAAGUGAUGCCACUACAGCAGCUCCAACGGCAGCACCAAGCUCUACAGCCAAUCCAACAUCUGCUCCAUCAGGAGAUUGCCCAGCCGUCGGCAGCUGCCCACAAUAUGAAGAUGAGAACUCUAUUGCUAAGCACCUUCCCCAUGCCACAAACUGCAGCCAGUUCUGUAAAUGUGACCAUGGAAAACCUGUCACAUUCGACUGUCCUGCUGGACUCCACUUCAACCCUACACUAGAAGUAUGUGACUGGCCAGACCAAGCGGGCUGUUCAGGUGGAUCGCCAUCAACUGCAGCUCCUAGCUCAUCCUCAGCUGCUCCCACAAGUGCAGCCACUACAGCAGCUCCAACUGCAGCACCAAGCCCAUCAACAGCUGCUCCUACAAGUGCUGCCACUACAGCACCUCCAACUGCAGCACCAAGCUCAUCGACAGCUGCUCCUACAAGUGCUGCCACUACAGCAGCUCCAACGGUAGCACCAAGCUCAACAGCCAAUCCAACAGGAGACUGCCCAGCAGUCGGCAGCUGCCCACAAUAUGAAGAUGAGAACUCUAUUGCUAAGCACCUUCCCCAUUCAUCUGACUGCACCAAGUUCUGCAAAUGUGACCAUGGUACACCUGUUACAUUUGACUGCCCUGCUGGGCUCCAUUUCAACCCUACACUGGAAGUAUGUGACUGGCCAUACCGUGCUGGCUGUGUAAAUAGUUCACCUUUAUAG
Messenger RNA from Schistocerca piceifrons (Central American locust), 2493 nucleotides. RefSeq names its product chondroitin proteoglycan-2-like. The transcript is spliced from 5 exons. The record is from RefSeq and is a predicted model, not a curated record. Gene Ontology annotation, cellular component: extracellular region. Bases 1 to 2493 code for a protein of 830 amino acids. Lineage: Eukaryota; Metazoa; Arthropoda; Insecta; Orthoptera; Acrididae. Gene Ontology annotation, molecular function: chitin binding.